AUGGUCAGCGUGACGUCCACAUGGUCAGAGCAGAGUGACGUCCACAUGGUCAGAGCAGAGAGUGACGUCCACAUGGUCAGAGCAGAGAGUGACGUCCACAUGGUCAGAGCAGAGAGUGACGUCCACAUGGUCAGAGCAGGAGUGACGUCCACAUGGUCAGAGCAGAGAGUGACGUCACUGGCAGAGCAGCGAGUGACGUCCACAUGGUCAGAGCAGAGAGUGAGUCCACAUGGUCAGAGCAGGAGUGACGUCCACAUGGUCAGAGCAGAGAGUGACGUCCACAUGGUCAGAGCAGAGAGUGACGUCCACAUGGUCAGAGCAGAGAGUGACGUCCACAUGGUCAGAGCAGCGAGUGACGUCCACAUGGUCAGAGCAGCGAGUGACGUCCACAUGGUCAGAGCAGCGAGUGACGUCCACAUGGUCAGAGCAGUGAGUGACGUCCACAUGGUCAGAGCAGUGAGUGACGUCCACAUGGUCAGAGCAGAGAGUGACGUCCACAAUGGUCAGAGCAGCGAGUGA
Messenger RNA from Knipowitschia caucasica, 519 nucleotides. NCBI's taxonomy places the organism in Eukaryota, Metazoa, Chordata, Actinopteri, Gobiiformes, Gobiidae. The record is from the annotation of a GenBank genome assembly.